AUGAACAUAGAUGAUCGAUACUCGGUCGAACAUCUAUUAUUCAUUCUCGAUCGUCAUCGAAAUGUCUCUUCUCCACAUCGAUAUGUUGAUCUCCGCAAAACAUCCGACAUAUUGCUAAUUCCUCAACCUUCCUACACAAUGUUAUUUGAUAUUCUGGCCGUGUUCGUUGUUACACUUAUUUCGACAUUGCUUUUAUGUACGACAUCAGUGCAUGGUCUCCCAAAAUUACCUUCAACCCACCAUCAUCUUACCCAGAAGAAUCCAUCUGCUGACUUAUCUUCUCCACUCAGGCCCCUACACCAACCUCCCAUCCCGCAUGUCGAUUAUGAUUUAGGCGGUGAUACUUCUGAAAUGUUGUCUGGCGAAAGCAACGAAUACUCAAGAAUGAAAAAUCUUAACGACGACUUAUCAUCAUCAUCCUCUUUAAGUUCUUCGAUUCAUGCGUCUGAUGUGCCAUUCGAUUUCUAUCUUCAGCAAUUACCGUCGAAAUUAUCGUCUAGAAAAUUCUUCUCAUCGUUACAAAAGCAUCAGCAACAUCAAGGAGAAAAGCAACAAAAACGAGCCAGUUCGCCGUCAAUCAGUGCACCGCCAUCAUUGCCAAUAGAUUUCAAUCUCGAUGCAGCUGCUGUUGCCGCAGCAGCAUUGGCUGAUCCAUCUGAUCCAAGCAGCGUUGUCAAUCUCAGUCGAUUGAGCGAGUCAACACGUUUGUCACCUUCACUCAAGGUUUUGGUCGAAACCAAUCCAAUUGCGCGCGCUUGGCUUACAAUGCUUUUACAAAAAGUUAUGGAAGAACAGCCAACACCGUACAUAUUCAAGUACGGCCGACGUCGCAAGAAAUAA
Molecule: messenger RNA, 840 nt
Organism: Adineta ricciae
Lineage: Eukaryota; Metazoa; Rotifera; Eurotatoria; Adinetida; Adinetidae
Source: the annotation of a GenBank genome assembly